Molecule: messenger RNA, 1526 nt
Organism: Rhodamnia argentea
Lineage: Eukaryota; Viridiplantae; Streptophyta; Magnoliopsida; Myrtales; Myrtaceae
Product: NADPH-dependent aldo-keto reductase, chloroplastic-like
Exons: 7
Coding region: 319-1266 (315 amino acids)
Cellular component (GO): cytosol
Molecular function (GO): aldose reductase (NADPH) activity
Source: RefSeq, a predicted model, not a curated record
UAUAGGCUCCUGAUAUUUUUCUUCGUCUGUUCACCAUCUCCGCGACUUCAUUAUACUUGAUAUACUCAGUCAAAUGAUCAAGACCUGUUGCUACUUGCUAGAUCAUCCUUAUCGAUACGCGCGUCGUGCGGAUUCACUAGUAUCCACACGUUUCCAUGGUAGCGACGAGAUCUCUCCAUUUUGUUCUGCAAAAAGAGAACCACGGUUGCUGUCACUCCCAGUUCUCGUCCAAUUUCGAACUGGCUUUUGUUCCACAAGUCUGCUGAGUUGCGCGAGUCGAGUCUUUGUUUGCUUUCCUCAACUUGCUAAACCCAGAAAAUGGCCAACGCGAUCAGAUACUUUGAGCUGAAUACAGGAGCUAAAAUCCCUUCUGUGGGAUUGGAGACAUGGCAGUCGGAUCCUGGGCUCGUGGGCAAUGCUGUCAACAUCGCCGUUCGGCAUGGGUACCGGCAUAUCGAUUGUGCACAAGUUUACGCAAACGAAGCCGAGAUUGGACUGGUUUUCAAGAAAUUGUGGGAAGAGCGCGUGGUUAAACGGGAGGAUUUGUUUAUCACUUCAAAACUCUGGAACACUGAUCAUGCCCCAGAAGAUGUGCCAGUGGCUUUGGAGAGAACUUUGCGGCACUUGCAGCUUGACUAUGUAGAUUUGUACCUCAUGCACUGGCCGGUACGGAUGAAGAAGGGAUCGGUGGGAUUUAACCCUGAAGACAUCGAGCAACAUGACAUACGGAGCACAUGGCAGGCGAUGGAAGCCCUGUAUGAUUCAGGUAAGGCACGGGCCAUUGGAGUCUGCAAUUUCUCCACCAAGAAGUUGGCAGAUCUGUUGGAGAUUGCACGCGUACCUCCUGCUGUGGUUCAGGUGGAAUGUCAUCCUUCCUGGCAACAGAAGAAGCUGCACGAAUUCUGCAAAUCCAAAGGAAUUCACUUGACUGGUUUCUCGCCUUUGGGAUCGCCUGGCUCAGCAUUUGUCAAAAGCGAGGUGCUGAAGCAGCCGGUGGUGACCGCAGUCGCAGAGAAGUUGGGAAAGAGUCCAGCACAGGUUGCUCUAAGGUGGGGUCUUCAGAUGGGUCACAGUUUGCUUCCCAAAAGCACUAACGAGAAAAGAAUCAUCGAGAAUUUCGACGUCUUCGACUGGUCUAUGCCAGAUGAUUUGUUCGCCAAGUUUUCCGAGAUUGAACAGGCGAGGCUGCUUAGGGCGACAGUUUUUGUCCAUGAGACUCUCAGCCCAUACAAGAGCGUGGAGGAAUUCUGGGAUGGGGAGAUCUAAGCAUGGAAAGGAAGGGGAAUAAGGCAAAGGGGAGUGUGCAAACGCAUGGAAGUUGGUCAUUUCACCCGGUUUAUGUCUGAAGUUAGUUCAAAUAAUCCUACUCUCGGGUGCUAGAUAAAAAUGUGUGGUAUUCGUUGUCUUGUUGCUCUUUGUGUUGAUUUGCUAUGUGAUAUGUCCAUGUACAUUACUCUCCCCCUACUAGUUGUUUUGCUCCCAAUAAAACUUCUUGCAGCAGGAAAACUGUCGGGACAGGUGUUUUC